Diprion similis is the source of this 5923-nucleotide messenger RNA. RefSeq lists its product as uncharacterized. Gene Ontology annotation, biological process: protein ubiquitination. The coding region runs from base 583 to 3711 and encodes 1042 amino acids. The transcript has 16 exons. Lineage: Eukaryota; Metazoa; Arthropoda; Insecta; Hymenoptera; Diprionidae. Gene Ontology annotation, molecular function: metal ion binding; RNA binding; ubiquitin-protein transferase activity. Gene Ontology annotation, cellular component: CCR4-NOT complex. The record is from RefSeq and is a predicted model, not a curated record.
CUAUCACCCCUCCUGUGCCUCUCACUUGACGUUUCCCAUCAGUUUUAACAGCUGUUUACGUUGUCUUAACUCAUCUUUGCGUCUCAAAUGCGUUAAAUAAGUUGAGUUAUACGCCCUUGUUUUAUAAUACAAAUUCGGUAAUCAUAUUACGAUUCAUUUUACACCAUCAGUGUUUGUCAAAUGUUCAGUUAGUGAUCAGUAUCCUUUGUCUGAGCAACUGACAGUUCUUGUUAAUCUUUAUGUGAAUGUGCUGAUUUUACACUGAUCACAUGCUUACUUGUGUUAAAACAUAGUGCUUUGUUGUUGAUAAUAAUUGAAAAUCAACAGUGUCCGAAAUAACUAUAAAUUCGUCAGAUUUUUUUAUUAUUAUAAACAGGCAUUACUACUCGACCAUGUAAUACCGCUGCUUCUUGUGAACGCAAAAUCUCUUUGUAGUUAUCAGAAAUAGAACUCAAUCUAGGAUCCUAGGCUUUACCAUUGGCUCGGUACAGAAAAAAUUAAUAUAAGUUUUAACGAACUUUGGGCUCAAGGUGUACUUCAGUUUUUUUUCCGAACUUAGCACGCCAAGUUGCAAUAAGGAGCAUGUCGGUUUUGAAUCAAAGUGGAGAAGAUGCGGUUGAAUGUCCGCUAUGCAUGGAACCAUUGGAGGUUGAUGAUCUGAACUUCUAUCCGUGCACAUGUGGUUACCAAAUUUGCCGUUUCUGCUGGCACAGAAUCCGUACUGAUGAAAAUGGUUUAUGUCCCGCUUGUCGGAAAGCAUAUCCUGAAAAUCCUGCGGACUUUAAGCCUCUAACUAAGGAAGAAAUUGCAAGGUUGAAGGCGGAGAAAAGACUGAAAGACCAGCAGCGGAAACAACGCGUAACUGAGAACAGGAAACAUCUUGCAAACGUUCGGGUGGUGCAAAAAAAUCUUGUUUUUGUUGUUGGUUUGCCAAUGCGGCUGGCAGAUGCUGAUGUUCUUAAGCGACACGAGUACUUUGGGAAGUUUGGGAAGAUUCACAAAGUUGUAAUAAAUCAAAGUACCUCGUAUGCAGGGUCUCAGGGUCCUAGUGCAUCGGCGUAUGUUACGUAUCAACGACAAGAAGAUGCGUUGCGUGCGAUAGAAGCAGUAAAUAAUAUAGUAGUUGAUGGGCGGACGGUCAAAACGUCACUAGGGACCACCAAGUACUGUUCGCAUUUCAUGCGUAACCAGGCAUGUCCGAAACCGGAUUGUAUGUACCUUCAUGACUUUGGCGACCAGGAAGCCUCUUUUACAAAAGAAGAAAUGCAUCAAGGCAAGCACCAGGAGUAUGAGCGUAAACUUGUACAGUCGUUACACGCCCAUGCAUCUGCAAUACAACGAAAACCAACACCAUCGCCACCAGUCACAGGUAGCACAGUUCGAGAGAAUGGUACAGCAAAUACACAAACAAAAGAAGCAUGGCCUUCGUUACAUCCUGGGCAGACAAAUAGCACACAAACAAAUAGUAAAGAACCAUCUCCACCUGUGCACACGCCGGUGCAACAAUCUAAUGGCACAAACGGAAGUGUAAGCAUACAGCAAAAUCACCCAGCUGUCACGAUAAAUCAACAAAAUAACAACAACAAGGGAGAAGGAGGUCUGAGUCGUAGAGGCAAAAGUAAUAGUGAAAGUAAGGCACAGGCUGCGCGCAACAAACACAAAAACUCACAGAAUAAAGAAAAGCAUGGAGUACGGACUAGUUCUCGCUCGGAAUCAAAUUCAACGAAUGGUCAAACUAGUUUACAGACGCAGAGUAACAUGCAAAAGGAGUCUCUCGAUUCUUCGGUCGAUUCGGUUAGUGAAAAUACACAGAUGUCCAGCACUAGGAGUAAAAUGGAUCAACACAAUACACAAAGUAAGGAUCAAAAUCCAUCGGAAUUCCAGAACGACGAACCAAAGAUUAAUGGUGUCUUUGAAAAUGGUGAGAGAAGUCAAUCUGAGAGCGAAAGUGAUCCUCCAAGGGAAGGCAGUACGCCAGCUAGCACUGUUUCAAGCACAGAAGAGUCUACAAAUCUCAAUGCAGGGUUAGUGGAUUCCGAAGAAAUUGGCAGUGUGGCUGUGUUAGGUACAUCACCGGCAAGUACGACUUCAUCUCAAGAUGCCUCACAGCAACUGCCCCCUGGUAUCCGUGUACAUAAUGGCGGGUCGCAAAUACAGCUGAAUCAUCGGUCCAUCUUUCAAACGGAUAACAACAGCUUUUUUAGUUCGAAUACAUUUCAGAAAGUAUCAUCUACUGUAUCUACACCACCAACGACACAAACCGGGAGCACAAAUUUAGAUUGGAUGAGUACAGGGCUGGUAUCGAUACCUGAUUCCUUACCUACUGUCCACUCUAGUGAAGAUUGGCAAGCUGCUUUUGGAUUUCAACCGGAACCUUCUCAUACAAAUCUCCCCACACAUAAGCCAAGUCCGUCUAGUUCACCAGGUGUCCCUUUCAAUCCAGAGGAAUUUAUUGAUGGAGAAGUCUUUACUAAUUCGAGAUAUGCUGCUUUGGCUGAAAAUGCAACUGUAUUUGCUACCAAUUUUCUCACAGAUUCACCAGCAUCGAAGUUUAUGGCUGAUUUUCAACAAAAUUCGUUGAGACAGAGGCUUGUAAUGCAGGCGCAACAAAAUCAGGAAAAUUGUGAUUACAUAAAACAAAACGGUCAGACGUCGUUGGACGAGUUAAAUAAACAUCAUAAUGAAGUAAAUACAGAGAUAAAGGCUGAUGAUGAUUUGGGCUUUGAUCCUUUUCAUGAAACUCAAAAAGCAUUAGCAGAAUUAAUGGAAAAUGAAAUGUUGCAACACCAGAGACUGUUCCAGCAACAACAGCAACAACAACAACAGCUGAGAGAACGAGAAGACCAAAGCAGAGUGCAACAGCAAGGUCUUGUGGGUUUAGGUCAACAACACUUCCCCCAGGUGGCUCAUAUUGCUCAUUUGCAACAACAAGCACAACAUAUGCAGAACCUUCAAGCAUUGCAGCAAUCACAUUCCCUGUUAUCUCGACUUCCGCCAAAUUUAUUACCGCCUAGUGGUACUCAAAGCCCUGCACCUACGGCAGCUACAUCAACCAAUCUUGGGCAGCGCAGUCGCCUACCGCCACCAGGCUUUCCAGGUUCGGCUCCAAAUCACAUGAACUCCUUUGGUUUGGGUAUACCGCGACCGGCUCCCACAAACAAUGCUCUUUCUGAGUUGCUUAUGUCUGCAGGUAGUAAGAUACUGCCAUUCAUGAGUCACUCAUCUGGGGUAUUGUUCACUGGAGCCCAAACUCCACAGCAAAAUACUUUUCUACCCAACGGUGGCCCACUACUUCGUUCACAAGGUGUUGGUAAAUGUGCCGGCGAUGCUGUGUAUAACUUGAAAGAUUGGUGCGAAGUAGGCAGUCCGCAACAGCAAUACCACCAACAGGUUCUACACCAAAAGACGGGGUGGAAUAAUAUCGGACCAAAUGCUGACUGGACUUCAAUUGACCCAGCUAUUGUUAGCUCAUCUAGACCAGUUCCUUUCCAGGCCACAGCUACUUGGCAGUUUCCUCAUGUUCAGUCUCCGCAUACAUCAUCUCAUACAACACAACAGGAGCAGAACCAGCCCCAGCACUGGGCAAUGCAACCACCACCAGGCUUUGCUGCGCCAUCGUCUUCGGCGCCACACAAUGGUCAACAACCAAGCUCAGGGACACAAUCGCAUUCUAAACUAAUUUCUGCUGGAUCUGAGAUUGAAAACUUGUAAACAUCAUGAAAACAGGCCGACAUACCAAUACCACGCGAUACACAGUACAGGCAUCAGAGCGUAAAAAACAGCCAAUGGCUGGUGACGUACCUUUUCUAACUUAUGUCUAUAUCUAUUUCCAGAAAUAUUUGAUUUGUUUUCGUGCCAAUGUCUAUUUGGUACUGCAAAAAAUAAUGGAAAUACUAUUUUAGCAUUUUUUUCCCCGAUUUACAAGCAUAUGUUGAUCAUCCUUCUGAUAUGGUUAUAUUUAAACAAUGUACAUUAAAAAUUCACUGACAUUACACCUGAGAUAUUUUACUGCAUAUUCUCAAAGAUAUUCGAACUAAGUUUAGAAACAGAGAUUUCAUUUUCGAUGAUUGUGCAAUAUUACUGUGGUGUUUGCAUUAACAUUAUUACAAGCAUUCUGAGAUUUUCGCAUUUCUUUCACUGGAGCAAAAGUCAUUAAUAGAGUUUAACUCACAAGUUCAAGUCAGUAAGGAUUGCCAAAAGUUACUCAAAACACUGAACAUGAUUACUCUUUCAACUAAUUAUAAUCAGAAAAUUAUUCUAAAGGCAGAAAUAGUUGUCAUAGUUUGAAACAAUUAGUAAUAUUUGAUUUUGGUUUUUUUUUUUUAUUCAGUUCUUUAUGAAGACGUGUCUUCAGACAGUUUGAAAUUCAAAUUCUUGAGACAAUUUUGACGAUGUGAAGAACAUCUGCAACUUUGAUUGUUUCAAGCGAAUAAAGAAUUGAAAAAGAUUAUCACCUAGUCACAUUUGCCAAUUUCAGUACCAGAAAAAGUUGAAGUAUAUUACAUUUUUCCUAUUUUGUCAGUGAAAACAGUAAAGGGAGAACAUCAUGAAUUGUAAGUUAUGUGGCGCUUAUUCCAAUCUAAAUAUUGAGGAUAAUUGAUUGUAUAGCCAUUACGGGAAUUGAAUAAUAACAGUGUUGAUGAAAGCACUGGUUUAUUUUACGAAGGUUGAAAAAGGGUCACUUAUCAUAUCUGAUUUUGUAACACAUCACAUCUUCGAGUGGCGAUUUGCAUAAGUUCAGUUUGUAAUUUAAUUUGCUACGUACCUGUCCCUCGUUUUUCUGAUGUAAUAUUCAGAGCAGCAUAGUGGUAUUUCUGUAUUUAUUCACGGUUCUAGACAUUAAUCAAAAGAUUAACUAUUUACAUCAAAUCCAAAAUUGUGGCAUAAUAGAUAUCAGAGUAUGUAGUAGUUUUCCAAUUUAAUCCGCAAAUUCGUCAAUGAUCAAGGAAAAGAUAUAGACAGCUGUGUGUGGUCUCAUUCGGUGGAGGGCAUAGUGUGUGUGUAUACUGUAUAUACACUGCAAAUGUAUACUGUACAUUUAUGUACUGGAAAUUUAUAAUUUAAAAUGAAUUGUCGAAAAAAGCACAGGGCUGUAGUGAACAAUGUCAAGGAAAAUUGAUUUUGGGACAGUUCACUAGUGAUACUUAGUGCCAUACUAUUAGAAUCAAGAUAUUAACUCAAGGUUACACAUUUUUCGAUUUCUUUUCAGAACGUAGAAAAUUAACCACUACAAAUUGAUGCGAUAAUGUAAAAUUAUGAAAAACUGUAACACUAUUCUAUAUACUUGGCUUAGACUUGAUAAAAUUUGGCAGCUGAUAAUCAUUGGGCUCGUGAUCUAUCAUUUUCAAAUUUUUCCUUGAUUUCAAACACUUCCCUGUGUUCUCGUUUUAGACACAAUACAUGGAGCAUGAAGAGAGAGGUCAAUUUGCAUUCAAGUUGAGUAUUCUGAACGUUAAGGGCAGAAACACAAUUUGUAUUCGCGAUGUACAAUUUUUGAUUUGAUUCGCUCUAUUUGAACCUGGCACACUGGACGUUAAGGACAGUUGUGCAGUAUUAAAAUCAAGCGAAAAAAAAUUGAAGACCUCUUAAAUAUAUGGUAUUAAAAAAGCACCUAGAAAAAGCAAAUGCGUACUUUGACAUGCAAAGAUUGGACAGCUGCUGAGCUUUUUUUUUCUACAAUCAUCCAGCACAGUCCGCAAUUUGUAUAAAAUUAUUAAAAUAACAAGAGACGACGUCUAAUUAUUAAUAUUAUUAUAAACUGAAAUUACACAAUAUUGAAUGAGCGCGUAGCGAUCUUGAUGACUGUCAUGUCGCAAACAAAUAGAUACACAAGUGAAUGAAUGAAAAAUUAAAAUACGAUUAUUAUAAAUUUAUUGAUUGAUUUAAGGUAAUCGAAAAAUAUACGAUAUGCGAGAGCAAAAAU